AUGCAGGUGUUUGGAUCGGGAGCCCAAGCGUGUGUUCUUGUAUUUUCUACCACGGAUAGAGAAUCGUUUGAAGCAGUAUCCAGUUGGAGAGAGAAAGUAGUUGCUGAAGUUGGCUAUAUACCAACAGUUCUCGUUCAAAAUAAAAUUGAUCUGCUAGAUGACACAGUUGUUAAAAAUGAAGAAGCAGAAGGCUUGGCAAAAAAAUUAAAACUGAGAUUUUACCGGACCUCUGUGAAGGAGGAUCUAAAUGUGACUGAAGUUUUUAAAUAUUUAGCUGAUAAAUAUCUUCAGAAACUUAAACAGCAAACAGCAGAAGAAAAUGAGCUAGUGCAUACAAGCAGUAACAAAAUUGGUGUAUUCAACACAGCUGGGGGCAGCCAUUCUGGGCAGAAAUCAAACACACUUAAUGGAGGUGGAGGGGAAGUCAUCAGCCUAAGGCCAAAUAAGCAGAGGACCAAGAAGAGCAAAAGCCCUUUCAGUAGUUGUGUUCUCCUUUAGAACUUAUGUAUUUAUGCGAUCAAAAUGGUUAUGAAUCGGGGACUACAGUGCAAUCCGUUAAGAAACAAAAAGAGGGACACGGUAACUUCUAAAAACACCAGCCAGUUUUAUAACUGAAUUGCAUCCUCUUGGGAUAAUACAAGAGAUGUGCUUUAUGAAGAAAAGUCAACAAAAACAAAAAAUGAUGACCUUUUAGGGAAUUAGGGGUAUUACAUUAAUUUAUUGAGGGUUUAUACAAUUUGUUGAAGGUUUGUUACAUGUAAUAAGGUACACUAUUAAAAAACAAUCUUUGGGCUUAGGUUAACCAUUUUAUUAAGAAAUGGGGGAAAAUCAUCCCUCAAAUAUGUUCAGAAGCAACAUAUAUGAUAGCAUGUUACUGGUGCAAUAUCAGCACAACUUACAAAAGUUAUCUCAGAUUACUGGGAAAAUAUUUAAGGUACUGAUAUUUUAUGAUCGUUUUAAACAGUUGAGGAUAACCUAAUGCUAAACUAAAAUAGUAGUUAACUUUUUUUAACAAUAAUUUUAAAUGCAAUUAGCUGGCGAGCUAUUUGUUGGCAUGUAUCCCAGUUAUGGGCAUAACCACCACAACUUUUUGAGUUAUGGGCAUAACCACCACAACUUUUUGUGCAUAGUGCCAAAAAAAAUCUAUAUUUUAUCCUUUGACACUAAGCUGCUAAUAUAACAUAUUUUUGGAUUUGAAUGUUCUUUUCUUGUUCUGCUACUUAAUUGUUGCUAUUUUCCACCAAUGUCAUGCCACAUUCAGUUCAGACCAUUACUAAUCAUUCUUGAUUAUAAAGGUCAAACAUUUAUAUCUGUCAAACGCAAGCCUUGCAUUGAUAGCCUUAGUAUACUUAUUUUAAAUAUUGCCUUUUUAUAUUAAGUUACAAUAGGAUGGUUUUAAAGCAGAGAACGAUUGAGAUGGCUUUUCCAUUAGAUUAUAUACAUUUCUUAUUUGCUAAAUCUAACGAGGGACCAGGGGAAUCCCCAACCACCCACGUUGAUUAGAGAUGAAAAAUAUUUUAUUCUCUGCUUAUUCAAGUAUAUAAAUAAAGCAGGUAAGAAAGCUGUGGUAUCUUAAUAUAGGUAUAUCAUAAAGGGUUGUAUAAAACAUUUUUAUGUAUAUUAAUAAAGACGUGAAAAUACUCAAAGCUAUGACUGACAAAUGAGAAACUUAAAUUAUUUUUCUAUUGUGAAAUAAGUGAGGUCCCAGGGGCUGUAUGUACUUUAAAUAGGAUUGCCUGAGACAAGAAGUAAUAGGCCCUAAUUGGUGAAUAAUACUGUAUGAUGUGUUAGCUCAGAUGAGCUCAGAAAGAAAAAUACCUUGGAGGUAGUUUUUCUUAAUAUAUUUUAUGCAUCUGAUGCCCAAGUUAUGUAUUGUUUAUUUUAUGUGAUGGCCCUUAACACAGGGGGACCACAUAUCAAUUUUCUAAAUUUAUGGCUAUAACAAACUAGUAAUAUUGCUAAAAAUGUCCAGGGGCACAGAUCCGGAUUUAGGUAAGGGUACAAUGUACCCUGUGUUUUCUUUUCUCCCCUCCAAAGGGCUCUUUUAAAGGGACAGUCUAGUCAAAAUUAAACUUUCAUGAUUCAGAUAGGGCAUGCUAUUUUAAACAACUUUCCAAUUUACUUUUAUCAUCAAAAAUUUGCUUUGUUCUUUUGGAAUUCUUUGUUGAAAGCUAAACCUAGGUAGGCUCAUAUGCUAAUUUCUAAGCCGUUAAAAGCUGCCUCUUAUCUCAGUUAAUUUUGUCCGUUUUCCACAGCUGGAUAUAGAUAACCUUGUGCUCACUCCUAUGGAGUUAUUUACAAGUCAGCACUGAUUGGCUAAAAUGCAAGUCUGUCAAAAGAACUGAUAAAGGGGGCAGUCUGCAGAGGCUUAGAUACAAGGUAAUCACAGAGGUAAAAAGUGUAUUAGUAAUGUCACAGUGUUGGUUAUGCAAAACUCGGGAAUGAGUAUUAAAGGGAUUAUCUAUCUUUUUAAACAAUACAAAUGCUGGAGUAGACUGUCCCUUUAAAGGGACAUUAAACACUUUGAGAUGGUAAUAUAAAAUGAUAAAUCGUAUAUAUAAAAAAACACUGCAAUAUAAUUUCAUUAUAUAUUUGUCCCCUUUUCCAUUAAUUCCAUUCUGAGCUUUCAGUUCCUGAUAGAAAUGGAAGUGCAGAGCACUGUUAUAUUCCACACAGCCAUUGGCUGAACACUCUGACCUAUUUAUAACUGUCCCUAAUUGGCCACAGCAGAGAAGGUAACCUAAGUUACAACAUGGCAGCUCCCAUUGUUUUAUAGACACUAAAACUUUACACUUAUUUUGUCAAUAUUUAAACAACUAAUGAAACUUUAAAAAAUACAUCUACAUUUUAUUCUUAGACUAAUCUUUUCUUUGAAUGCAUCAUUCUGUCUAGUAUUUAUUUAGUGUUUAAUGUCCCUUUAAGCUGUGGCCUUCCCAACUCACACAGUUUUAGUUCCUGAGGCCAUAAAAAACUAUGGUAAACAUUGUUCUAUUGUGCAGAGGACCACCAUUUAGCGAUCCCUUGUUUAUCUAAAUGUUUUUCAUCUGCUUCUGAUCUGGAAUUCACAGUAUACAUUUAAAAUAUACAAGUUAAUAUAUAUUUUAUUAAACUUUUAUAUAGGGAUAUUGGAUUGAUGUAUUUACCCUCAUACAUUACUUCUGUUUUUUAUUUUAAUAAAUGUUCUUCGGGGGCCAUAUCCAUUCCCAGCUAUUUUCAGUGGCAGCUCUUGUUUACAUGCUUGUAAAGGCAACAAGCACUUGAGUCUGCUGUCAUUAGUGGCUGAAGCACCAUGGCCUUACCUCUUGCUACCUGUUUGUAUAUUCCCCUAACGAAUUAGAAGAGAUGUGUUACGGUGGAUGUAUCACUUCAAUGUCCCAUGAAACUUUACAUAGCCGUUUCAUAUGUUUACUUAUUACUUCAUAUCCUAAAUUGCUACAGCUUUUUUAUUUUGCUUCUAUUUACUGAAUAGUAAUAUUUUGUUAUUUAAAGGGAUAUGAAACCCAUUUUUUUUCUUUCAUGAUUUAGAAAGUGCAUGCAAUUUUUAAAAACUUUCUAAUUUACUUAUAUUAUCUAAUUUGCUUCAUUCUCUUGAUAGUCUUUGCUGAAAAGCAUAUCUAGAUAUGCUCAGUAGCUGCUAAUUGGUAGAUGCACAUAAAUGCCUCAUGUGAUUGGCUCACCCAUGUGCAUUGCUAUUUCUUCAACAAAGGAUAUCUAAAGAAUGAAGCAAAUUAGAUAAUAGAAGUAAAUUGGAAUGUUAUUUAAAAUUGUAUUCUCUAUCUAAAUCAUGAAAGAAACUUUUGGGGUUUAGUGUCCCUUUAAUGACUUGCCUUAUUUUUAAUUCACUUUGUCAUUAAUACUCGUAAGUAGUUGAUCAAAUAUUUGUUAUUGAAAACAAUACCGGUUUAGAGAUUCUUUUGAUACAUUUGAUUACAAAUAAUAGUGGUAAAAAAAAGAUGUGUUUUAGUAAUUUCUGUGUAGUGAAUUUUGUAUUAGGUUUCCCUAGUCACUUUGAGGGAGUGGCGAAUAAAUUAAAUUAUAUGUAGGCAGGUACACACAUUUACAUUCUAUUGUGGCAGUGGGUACGUAUGAUACGGCAAUGUCAAAAGGUUAUAUUGGUGUUUAGGUGUCACGCAGAAAGAGCUGGGUAUUGUUUCCUUUAUUUUUUUUACAGUAGAUAGUAAUUUAAUAAUCAGUCCUAAUAAUUAAGGUUUGAGCAGAAUAUUGGGCAAAAUACUAAUGCCUAAAGUAAAGACAAACCUCAACUCAGGUGCACUUUACAAAACAUAUUUUAAGAAGGUUUAUCUUGAGCUGCAUGUUAAGGUUGGAUGUGCAAAGUACAUUUUUAAUACACGCACAACUUUUUGCAUGACCAUGAGAAGAAUUUUGUUUACUUUAUCCGGUACAUAAAAAGGGAACCAUGAUAGCAGUACAUCCUAUUAAAUGCACUAGAAAAUGUAGUGCAUGUAAUCGGAAUCUAGUUCAACUUCCGUUUCUUGAAUGAUUUGGCUCAAAAUCCAAGUCCAGUUGUCUGUGGAUUGAAAAUGUAAUUUUUGUUUAUCAUGUUGUAUAAAUAAACCAAUUUAGAAAAAAAAUGUCUCGCUGUCAACACUUCUCAUUUUUUGUUUCUCUUUUUUUUCAUAAAAUAAAUAAAAUAACUAUUUUACAUCCCUA
This is a messenger RNA of Bombina bombina (fire-bellied toad), 4671 nucleotides long. It is a transcript of the gene RAB23, whose product is annotated as RAB23, member RAS oncogene family. The transcript is spliced from 5 exons. Gene Ontology annotation, biological process: cellular response to insulin stimulus; regulation of exocytosis; Golgi vesicle fusion to target membrane. The record is from RefSeq and is a predicted model, not a curated record. Lineage: Eukaryota; Metazoa; Chordata; Amphibia; Anura; Bombinatoridae. The coding region runs from base 1 to 498 and encodes 165 amino acids. Gene Ontology annotation, cellular component: endosome; trans-Golgi network transport vesicle; dendritic spine. Gene Ontology annotation, molecular function: GTPase activity; GTP binding.